GCCAGUGCUUCUGCGAUUUGGUAUUUUGCAGCACUGGUUAAUACCUAGUAAAUCAGCUGUUACGAACAUAUUUUUUAUUUUUCCUAUAGAAAUCUUCUAUAUAUAAAUUUCUAUAAAUUUCCAAAAGAAAUUUUAAAAUAGAUACAAACAUGAAAUCUAUUUGAAAACGUAAACACAAAUUAAUGAAAAAUAAAACUGCCAGGAAACUGCACACAAAGCAGAGUUCAGCUUGUCUCAAAGAAACAGACCUUGAAAAGCUACAAUGAGCCACUUGGGCCUUACGGAUGUGCAUCAGUCCGCUGAUGCCACUCCUGACUUGGAGUCCUUCACUGGCUUUGGCAACUCCGCCGCCGAGGCUUUUAUUCAAAGUCUCGCAGGAAUGGUGAAUCAGGGCGAUGUGGAAACCAUGAUUAGGGCUCAAAAGCAAAUGCUGCAGCGCUUUGAGAAGACCAACGAGAUGCUGCUCAACUGCAAUGCCCUGUCGCAGAGUCGUCUGAAAAGUGCCAGCGAGGAUUUCAAAAGACAUGUCAAAUGCCUAAGCGAAAUGAAGAAGGAUCUGGAUUACAUAUUUCGAAAGAUAAGGGUCAUCAAGCAGAAGCUGCAGUUGCAGUUCCCCGCCAUUUACGCCGAAGUUCAGCCGCAGAGAAGCAGUUUGGCGGAGGAAGCCGAGGAUGAUACGGAAGCCCAGGCCAAAAAGGCUACAGAAACACCUGCGCCCGCUGCACCAAAGCCUGUCUUAUCCACCAAAAAGAGUGCCGCCACCAUCGAGUACGUGCAGAUGGAGGAGGCAGUGGACAAUGGCACUGUGGAGAUCGAAAACGAGCUGAUCAAACGAGUUUGCUCCGUGGAAACUGCAAAUCCCAAUGAUUCCUCCGACUGCACAUCUGAGGAUACAGGUUGAACAUUGCAAAUGCUCUUAAUAAGCUUUACUCCUUCGGUAUAUAUGUCUACAUUUAAUAACUUAUUGGUUUAAUAUUUGUAUAACCUGCUACAUACAAGGACACAAUCCGUUUAGUUAGUUUAAACUAUGAAAUAUGUGUAAUAAUUUAAGAAACUAAUGGCUUAAAAUAUAAUCUGGUACUUGUA
Molecule: messenger RNA, 1086 nt
Organism: Drosophila erecta
Lineage: Eukaryota; Metazoa; Arthropoda; Insecta; Diptera; Drosophilidae
Product: kxDL motif-containing protein CG10681
Exons: 3
Coding region: 263-901 (212 amino acids)
Biological process (GO): lysosome localization
Cellular component (GO): BORC complex
Source: RefSeq, a predicted model, not a curated record